Molecule: messenger RNA, 834 nt
Organism: Balearica regulorum gibbericeps (East African grey crowned-crane)
Lineage: Eukaryota; Metazoa; Chordata; Aves; Gruiformes; Gruidae
Source: RefSeq, a predicted model, not a curated record
UUUGCCAUCCCAAGUACCAAGAAUCUAAAAGAAUCGCAAUCUUUCUGAGCAUGCCAGAUGAAAUCCAAACAGAAGAAAUCAUUAAGGACAUUUUUAAGCAAGGCAAAGAGUGUUUCAUCCCACGUUACAAGCCUCACUGCAAUCACAUGGACAUGCUGAAGUUAUCAUCAGCUGAAGAUAUUUCUUCGCUUACUUUGACAUCCUGGAAUAUUCUUCAGCCUAGUGAUGAUGACAGUGCAAGAGAGGAGGCUCUUGCUGGUGGAGGUCUUGACCUUAUCUUCAUGCCAGGCCUUGGGUUUGACAAAAAAGGCAACAGAUUGGGAAGAGGGAAAGGAUAUUAUGAUACCUAUCUUGAAAGAUGUAUGAAACAUCCCAGUGGAAAGCCUUACACGAUUGCCUUGGCUUUUAGGGAACAGAUUUGUGAAUCAGUGCCUGUGGCAGAAAAUGAUGUCCAAGUAGAUGAAAUCCUUUAUGAAGACUGCUGAAAGUAUCUUGAUACCAACCCACCUUCAGAGUGACCAACCAAAGGCAUCAGAUCCAUCAAUCAUGACUUUUUAAUAGUCAUAUAUGACUUUGGGAGGCAUAAAAUACACUAUUUGUGUUUGAACAAAAAAACUGCCUCAGUGUAAAUGUGGUAAAUAGUAGUGAGGAUUGCAUUGAUUUGCUUCUAAUUAGCGAAUGAGAGAUGUGAAUUCUUAUUCUAGAAUCAAUAGAAACAAGAAUGUGUAACUGUUUAUUACAGUAAGGACCAUUUCUUCUCAUCAUACUUUAGAGGAACAAGCUACUUGAUACUUAACAGUUUUAUUAUUCCAGUUUAAAAUUGUACUGUCUGCU